UUGUACCGUGUACUAAAUUUUAGUUUUGUUUGAUUUUUUAUAUACCCGGCGUACGAUAUAUUUUCAUUUUAUACUUUAACUAAUUAACAUUAAAUCGAAAUUUGCAAAAAUGUUGGCAAAUAUUAAAUUGUUUGCUGUUACAAAUUCGGCCAAGAAAUUGUGCACCAUUGGAGCUUUGCGCAAUUUGUCCACCUCAACGCCCACUACGAAAACUCAGAAAAAUAAUAUUGUACUUGUUGAUGGCGUGAGAAGUCCAUUUUUAUUAUCAGGAACAACUUACUCAAAAUUAAUGCCACAUGAAUUGGCGCGCCAUUCCCUUUUGAGUCUUUUACGUAAAACCAAACUAGACAAGUCACUUAUCGAUUAUAUUGUCUAUGGCUCAGUUAUACAAGAAGUGAAGACAUCUAAUAUUGCCCGUGAGGCAGCUUUAGCAGCUGGUUUUAGUAAUAAAACUCCCGCUCAUACGGUUACCAUGGCUUGUAUUAGCUCAAAUGUGGCAAUCACUACUGGCAUGGGUUUAAUUGCUACCGGCACUUAUGAUACUAUUGUAGCUGGUGGUGUUGAGUUUAUGUCCGAUGUUCCAAUUAGAUUUUCCCGCAAAAUGCGUUCCCUCAUGCUGAGAGCCAAUAAGGCCAAGACAUUGGGCCAACGUUUGGCAUUGCUCUCGACAUUUAGACCUAACUUUUUGGUGCCCGAACUACCGGCUGUUGCAGAAUUUUCAUCUGGAGAAACAAUGGGUCAUUCGGCCGAUCGCUUGGCUGCUGCAUUCAAUGUUUCACGCCAAGAACAGGAUGAAUACGCUUUAAGAUCCCACACUGUGGCUCAUGAAGCUCAAGAAAAAGGAUACUUCACAGAUUUAGUGCCAUUUAAAGUUUCUGGAGUUGAUCAGUUGGUAUCUAAAGAUAAUGGUAUUCGAGUGUCGUCCAAGGAACAAUUGGGUAAAUUGAAACCAGCUUUCAUUAAGCCACAUGGUACCAUAACUGCCGCCAAUGCCUCGUUUCUUACUGAUGGUUCUUCUGCUUGCCUCAUAAUGACUGAAGAAAAAGCUAAGCAAUUGGGCCUAAAACCUAAGGCUUACUUACGUGAGUUUACAUAUGUGUCCCAGGAUCCCGUGGACCAAUUACUUUUGGGACCUGCUUAUGGUAUUCCCAAGUUGUUGAACAAAGCCGGUCUUGGCCUAAAGGAUGUAGACACGUGGGAAGUUCAUGAAGCUUUUGCCGGUCAGAUUGUGGCAAACAUUAAAGCCUUAGAAUCCGACUGGUGGUGUAAGACCUACUUGGGUUUGAGUGAAAAAUAUGGAGCUCCAGACAUGAACAAAUUUAACAACUGGGGUGGCUCUCUCUCCAUUGGUCAUCCUUUCGCUGCUACUGGUGUACGCUUAUGUAUGCAUACUGCCAACCGUCUUGUAAGAGAGGAUGGUAAAUUUGGUGUAGUAGCUGCUUGUGCCGCUGGCGGUCAAGGUGUCGCUAUGCUCCUAGAAAGAUAUCCCGGAGCUACAGCUGACUAAAUCCGAUCCGAUUACUUUUUCUCAAUUUCUUAUAUACCUUGUUUUAAACAUUUAAGCCGAUAUUUAAUAUAUGUAAUUUAAAAAGUUUACUAAGCUAAAGAAACUGCAUUUUUCGAGUCAUCCACAUCUACCUAUGUAUAUCCCAUUAAUUUUAUGUACUUUUACUCGAACAUAAAUCAAAAAUCAAUACACGAGUAUAAAAAUUUAAUAAAAACAAUUUUAUAUUAUUUUAAAAACAAACAUACAA
Messenger RNA from Calliphora vicina (urban bluebottle blowfly), 1754 nucleotides. RefSeq names its product mitochondrial trifunctional protein beta subunit (gene Mtpbeta). NCBI's taxonomy places the organism in Eukaryota, Metazoa, Arthropoda, Insecta, Diptera, Calliphoridae. Gene Ontology annotation, cellular component: mitochondrion. Bases 110 to 1507 code for a protein of 465 amino acids. The transcript is spliced from 6 exons. The record is from RefSeq and is a predicted model, not a curated record. Gene Ontology annotation, biological process: fatty acid beta-oxidation. Gene Ontology annotation, molecular function: acyltransferase activity, transferring groups other than amino-acyl groups.